Messenger RNA from Drosophila eugracilis, 12386 nucleotides. RefSeq names its product E3 ubiquitin-protein ligase highwire. Lineage: Eukaryota; Metazoa; Arthropoda; Insecta; Diptera; Drosophilidae. Gene Ontology annotation, cellular component: nucleus. The record is from RefSeq and is a predicted model, not a curated record.
AUGGAGCAGCCGAAAGUUACGCUGUCACAUGUGUGUAAGGUCGUGAUCAUCAACGAGAGCGAUGCGAACUCGGCAACAUAUCGAUCCUUGCUAUCACUGGAAUUAUCUUUGCCUGGACCGGGUGGAUCUCCCGUGGCCCGCUCGUAAGCCUCCCUGAAUUUAAUUGCCUGCUUUGGACAUCUUCACGUCGGCACAGACAACAUCCCUGGAUGCUUUGAGCAACCGCUGUUGAAGCAAACUCAACAGACAGCAGAGACGCAGGCUGGUGAAUUCCAAGUGGUCAGCCGUUUUGAUAAUCUGGCGGCGGAUAGGGUUUACUCGGGAUAGCGUGAAGCCAUACGCUUCUCAUCGGACACCGAUAUUGUGAUCUGUGGCUUCGGGAUGUUCGGUGGACGCGGGGAGUACAGUUGCAAGCUGAAGCUCUUCGAUUUGGGCGGCGAUGGUGGAGGCUAUGAGAAGGAAGGCAUUCUAAUCAGUGAGACCAAGGAGGUGCCGUACGAGUGUGGCGCCGGGAGUAAACAUCAUAUCCUUCUGCCCAAACCGGUUAGUGCAGUGGCUGGAAGGUGGUACCUGGUGUGGGCUCUUGCAGGUCCCUCCUCCGAUUGCGGAUCGUGUGGCCAGGCUUCAGUGACCACCGAAGAUCAGGUGGUCUUCUCCUUUAAGUCCAGCAAGAAAGCCAACAAUGGUACCGAUGUCAAUUCUGGUCAGAUACCGGCCAUUCUGUAUCGUCUGGUUACUCAGGAUUGCAAGCAGACACCGGCCCAAAUGGACGCCGAUCGGCAGCGUAUUUCCCGGGCCUUCGCCAACAGCGUGAGUCGGGAGUGCUUCGAGAGUUUAGUGGUCUUGCUUAGUUGGUCCCGGGAUUGCUUCAAGUUGCAGCUGCGCGAGGGAGCGGGACCGUUCCUACCAUUGCAGCUGCAGCAGUCGCUUCAGUACCUCGGCUAUGUCAUCAAGUCAUGUCUGCGCCUGCUUCGCAAGUACACCAAUGAGAUUUAUCCGCAGAGGAACUCCUCCACGUCAGUGGGAACUGGUGGUAGCUCUAUUGCAGCUCAUGGUAGUGGCGUAGUGACCACUGCCAAGAUGAUCCAGUCUAAGGCAAACAAAGAUAAAAAUGCUCCUCGUGUUGUGGGCAAUGGUGCCGUAAUGGCCAAGUACUUUGGUGACCCAUCACCUUCGGUGGCUCCAGCCAUGAUUAGCAGUGGCGGAAGCGGAGGAGCACCAUCCACAUCAGCUUCGGCAGCGGCGGCACCGGGCAGCGGAACUCCUAUGACUCGGAAGACGAAUAUGGAGAACAUACAGCUGGCGGAGUGUAUUGGCAAUGUUAGGGCCCUGCUGAUUGGCAUCUUUUGUGAUGACAUCUUCAAGGAUAUAGCCACGGACGAGGGCUAUGAACUCUCACUGGAGAUCUUGGACGAGUGUCAUCUGAGCUUUGAGGCCUGUUUCGAUGCAUUCUAUCCGACAUCCUCGCUGAAGUGGAACUGCCUGUGCGAUUUGCUCGCCCAGAUGGAUCGUGGAGCAUUGCAUUCCCGCCUGUUAAGUGCCAUUCUCGCAGGACUCUGUUCUCCAUCGGUGAAGCUCAGGGCAACAUUCUCGCUUCUCAAUGCAGCUGGAAACGAACGUCAGUCGAUUAUCAGUCCCAGCGAUAAUUCUGGCUUGCCCAUGCUCUCCUCCACAGAUACACAUCCGUAUCCAGUGCUAGUGGAGCAAAUGAUCUACCGCACGCAGCAGGAGAAGAGCGAUUUUCUAAGUAAUUCCUGGACAUUUAAGGAUGUUCUUGUACGUCUGUUGGACAUAAUCGCUAGUCCCAUACGUUCCCGCAUCGAAACGAUUUACAGUCGGAGUCUUGGAAGUCUUGGAGGCAGUUAUCCAGGUGGCAAGGAGUGUGUUAAUCAGGGAUUAAUAGACAACUGUUGUCAUCUGCUGGCCAGAGUUCUGGCUGAGAUUGUCUAUCAAACGGCGAUGGGUGAAUAUGACAAGCUGUUCAUGCCUCCAAGAACGCUACAUUCAACGGGAGCUCGCUUUGCCCGCUGCGAUGUGAGUCGCACCUGGAAUACGGGAAACUUUGGACCCGAUGCUAUUGCCUUUGCCGUGGAUCGACCUGGUGUGGCCAUAGCUGGCGCCAUGGUUUACUCGGGAUCCGGAAGCUAUGACUAUCAGUUGGAGUUGCUGUAUGAUAAUACGGCAGAUUUGCAGCCGCAGCACAAGUGGGAGACCCUGGAAUCGGUAUCGGGAAGCUACGAUCAGGAUGCCGUUCAUAACGAUCUGGCGGAGAUUAAGUUCGAUCAUCCAGUGCAUAUCAAGGAGAAUGCUCGCUACGCUUUAAGGCUGUGCUCGCAGGGGGCGCGCACUUGUUCUGGGGAUGCCGGAAUGCCAGCAGUUCGAGGACCAUGUGGCGCCCAGUUUCAUUUCUAUGCCUGUGAUCUGAGCUUCAAUGGAACCACUCCAGCCAGGGGUCAAUUACCCUGCAUUCUGUACUAUAGCACACCCAUGAAACAGGAUGGAAACUCGGCUAGCGGACGAGCUGGUGAUGGACCCAAUGUCGCAACUCAUAUGGAGGAGAGGAUGAUGCUGCUUGGACCGCAUGAGGUCUCCACACGAGAUACAGCUCUGCAAAUCGCCGCUGAUAUUACCAAGAAAUGUACUGAACUACUGAUCCUGGCCAGAAAUGCCAUGGCUGCAUCUUGUUCGCCCUCCGAUAAUAGUUCAAAUCACACACAGACCAUCGAUUCCGAGCACAAUAUCACGCCCAUCGAGGAGCACAUGGACAUCAAUUGGGCAAAUAAUUCAAGGACAGCUGCCCUACCCACGGCUAUCGAUCCUCAGCUGUCCACGGCCAGGGAUUUGGGCAAACGCAUCGAGUCCUUUUCGAAGGGUCUAAUGGAGACCCUAAAGUUUGACAAGCGAUCUACCAAUCCCUUCGAGAUGGAAAUCGAGAUUGGCGCCACCGAAGUGGAGGAAUCGGCGGAUUUAAGGAAUGGCCAAAGCCAGAGCCAAAGCCAAAGUCAGAGUCAAAGUGUUCCGAUUAAUGGCAAUGAGAGAACCACGGAUUUCGAGAUCGCCGAACAACCAGCUCAGCAGUCGAUGCUACAGCAUCUGCACUCCGAUUCGGAGGAGGCUCCGCUGGAGGUGGCCGGCAUGGCUGGUGGCGGAGUAAGUGUGGCAGGUGGAUCGGCUGGAGGAGGAGGUGUUAGCAGCCAAGUGGCUGCCGUGCAACUCCUGGAGGUCUUCAAUCUGGCCGCCUCCAAUAUGUUCCAUACAUUACUCCCACUGGUCUAUGCACACAUUGCCAAUCUGGCGUGCAGUGAUCCGAAGAGCUCCGUCCAGAUUUUGGGUCUUAUCAAGGAGAUCCUGCCACAUAUCGCUGCCCUGAAUCAGUUGCACGUGUCCAAGGAUCAACGUCAGCCGGAACCGGCACUCUUUGCUACACAGACCUCCAAUUCUGGCUCCAGUUCGAGUAGCACCACCAGUAACCACUAUUGUUUGGUGGAGAGUGAACAUCCGUACAGGAGUGCCAGCAUCAGUAGCUAUCGCGUGGAAUUCCCACCCUGCGUUCAGUGGCUGACCAUCGAGUUUGAUCCGCAGUGUGGCACAGCUCAGCUGGAGGAUUACCUGCUUUUGUCGAUUCCCAUGCGUCCAGCAUCACAGGCUCCGCCAGUGCCGCAUGUGGAUGAUUAUCUGGAGCAGGCGGACAAUGUACAGGGUGCGGCUGAUAGAAGACGCACAACUGGCGGCGGAAUCGCUGGCAGUGGAGCAGCACCAAAUACACACCAACGCUCUGCUAGUGUCCAAUUGACCAUGGCCAGUUGUUGUCGCAGUCCAGGGGGUGGCAAUGCUCCGGGAUGUGCUACGGCCCCAAGUUUGACUCCUCUACGCAGUCAGGAUCCCAAUGACAGGGAGUGGAUUGUGGUGAAGAAGUUCAAUACGGCCUCCACUUGGCUUCACAAUGUCCUCAUCCUGCCCGGCAACUGCGUGGAGUUCUCUUUGGAAACAGCCUCACUGUAUGCUCAGGAUCCGCACAACAAUCGCUGUGGCUUUAAGUGCCUAGUGGUUGGCUAUGACAAUCCCACAUCGAUUAAUGCCAGCAAUUCGUGUCUAAUAAGACUGGAACAGGAGUUGGCCUAUUUGGGUGGCAUGUGCAGUGCCAAUCUGAUGAAGAAGGAGCUUAAUUUACCAGAUGACAAGGAUGUGGAGGAUAUGAGCGGCGUGGAGGAGACCAUCAAUGCCCAUCAUACACUGCUCUCUAAAGGAUUUGCUCUAUCUGAACCCCAGUUGACAGUGCAUCAGGCCUUGGAAUCAUAUCUGCCCAUCGGUUCCCAAUCGAAUGAGCGUCAGUUUCUCAAGGACUUUAUCAGCGGAGCGCCAGGUUCGUCGGGUGCCCGUUUGGCUGCCUGGUUACAGCCCGAGUCUCGACUAGAUCCCAAUAAAUGUGAGCUGAACACGAUUACGGAGCCACUGCGUUAUGGUUGGCCCUCUCAAGUGACGGUCACCAUACGAGAUCAGUACGGUGAUGCGGUUCUGGUGCCAGAGCUCAAGGUGGAGAUCAAGGCGAUACCCACGGGAUCAGGUCCAAAUGGAAGCGUAACCGGAGUUGGAACAUCCGGAGUCUCAGCUGCUGGAGUAUCUGCACCAGGUCCGAAUCUGUGGAUGCGUAGAGCCUCGGGCGACACCUGGGGAUGGGGCGGAAUGGCGCCACCACCGCGUCUCAACUACGAGCCCACCUCCAAGGAGAAAAUGGUCUUCAAGGCCAUCACUUUCAUGAAGCCCUUCACCAACUAUUCAUUCGAGGAGUUACGAUAUGCCAGUCCAGUGCAAACUCGGAUCACAGAACUCCUUAACGCCAAGGAUAUGGAGGAUGGCACCUUCAGUGUCCAAUGGACGCCCAGUUCUGUGGGUGCCUACUGUCUGGCGGUGACCAUCGAUGGUAUUCCGCUGGAGGAGGUCUAUCGCGUGGAUGUCAAAGAGGGAAUUCUGCCGCCACCAACUCAGAGGAGCAGCGCCCAGCGAAGGCCACAGGCACCUAGUAAACUGCGUCGGUAUCAGGCACGUCAUAGUUCCGGAUUGAGGAUUCGAUCCCAUCCCACGCUGCAGUCGGAACAGGUGGGCGUGGUGCGGGUGGGCGGAGUGAUCUCGUUCAUCGACGAGAUUGAAAACGAUGAUGGUGUCUGGCUGCGUCUGUCCACGGAGUCCAUACGACAGCACUGCACCAUGGGCUGGUAUCCAACGGAGGCGUGGUGUCUGCAGUUUAACCAACAUCUGGCCAGGAUGCUCCUCCAGCCGGUCACAGAUAAAGAGGUCAACCCGGUGCGAAAGGGAGUGGCGGCCGAAGAAGAGGAGGAAGAGCCACCACCCGCCAGUCCAACGGGCAGUGGCGAAGCAAGUCCCGAACCGGAACCGGAUCCAAGUCCAGUCCUCAGUCCAGCCAAAUCGAAGCCAGGUCGCUUUUUGGCCGGUCACCAGUCCACGAAUCCCUUUCUGUAUCCCUCCAAGCAUGCUGAUCUCGCGGAGCGAGAAGCCCAAGUGCAGGAGGAACGUGAAAAGGAGGAGGAGCAGGCGCAGGACGAUGAUGCCGAUGAUCGGGAACCGGAACAGGAGGCACUGCCCGCCGUUGAGCUACUACCAGCCCACAUAGGCUCAGCCAUAGCUGGGGUUGUGGGCGGUGGAGCCAUCAAGUUGCAGGCCCUGCAAAAGUGGUUCAAAGGCGAUGCCGUGGAGGGAGCCCAACCACUGACCCCCUCUCAUUCGCCUCCUCUAGCCGGAGUGUCGGUAAGGGAACUGGUACGGGCCAUGGGCGGUCAGGACUCGCAGCGUGGCAACGGCAAUAGAAACCAGCAGGAACAGGAGCCGGAAUUCAGCUUGGCCAGCAUGAGGAGACCCAAUUACUCGGCCAGUCAAACGGCGGCGCUGCUUUCCACACCCAAGCAUACGCCUAAACGGAGUGCUGUUAUGCCUGCGGAAACGACUGGCUUGGAAGAUGACCUAAGUCUUCUGCAGAUCACCACCACCACAACGGGUCAGGGGGAGCAGCAGAGUGAACUGCAGCUGGCCACCACUUCCACGGCCUCGUCGGCAUCCAAGAGGAACACCAUGGGUCCAAUCAAGCGAGCCAUGCCUCCAUCGUUUGCGGAGAGCAUCCGGGCGGUCUUUGCUGCCCUCCUUUGGCACGAAGGCGUAGUCCACGAUGCCAUGGCCUGUGCCAGUUUCCUUAAAUUCCAUCCGGGCUUACCAAAGGAAGGCGCCACAGUGGUCACACGACGCGGCGAGGCCGGAGAUCCCAGGCUGCAGCUUUCAAGGGAACAGAAGGCCCAACAGCGACACUCCGUGGAGGUGGCCAAUGCUGGUAACUACCUGAACAUCCGACCCAGCACUUUGGAAACCCUCACCAAGAGUGGAAACUGUUCGCUGCAUAAUCGGAGCAAGUACCGCAAGAAUUUGCUUAGCGGCGGUGGUGUCAUGAAUCCCGGCGAGGAUCCGGCUCAGAAGCUGCAGGCUCUGCCCGAAUUGGUAAGCGUCUUGCCGCCAGCUCUUCGAUGUCUCGUCUAUCUGUGGGAACAGAUCUGUUCCGGUUGCGUUCAAAUUGUCCAGUCGAAUGCCUUGGAACAAAGGGAACCUCGAUUGCUGUCACCCGGAAGUCGGGAUCUCAACGGAGAUACUGAUAACGAGGGCAAGGAUGGCAAAUGCUCGGAGCAGGGAUCCGGCGGCGAGAAGGAUCUGGGCAGAAAAUGUAAGCGCAAGAAGAAGGAUGAUGGCAGUUGGUGCGAAAUCUGCGAACUAUUCCUGCCCAUGCCAGUGACCUACCACAUGAGGAUAGCCCAUCCGGGCUGCGGGAAAUCAGCCAAGGGUAAGGGCUAUAAUUCCGUGGGCAUAUUCUGUGAAGGAUGGGCUGGUAACUGCGGUGAGGGUGGCAAGGGAGCCUCUUCGUGGUUCCUAAUGUGCGAUCCCUGCCGGGAUCGGUAUCUCGCCUCCUGUCGCAGCGCCAACAACAUCAACAGUGCUGCCCGCCAGUUGGAGUCCAGUACCACGGAAGGCAACGAGCUGAAUCUGUUUGGAGUAAAGUCCACCACCCUGAUAGCCAAUGCUGAGGUGUAUACCACGAUGCGGGAGAACGCCACAUUCCUGCUGGAGCUCUGUUCCAGCUCAAGUUCUGCAUCUGGGGCAGCUGGCAACCUGACCUCCAGCAAUACCAAUGCCAAGCGAUCACCACAGCAGAUGUCUGUCGUGGCCAUGCCCGUGGUUAUCGAGCACCAGCUGGGCAACUCUGAUCUCAAGCCAAGCACCAGUCGAUGCAGUCGGAUGGCUCGAUUAAGCGGUUCCAAAUUCUGUCCAGGAGUCGGUAGCGGAGCGUUCCGCAAGAGCUUCGUCGGUGGACCACCAACAGCGCCGGAGAACGUUUGGUUGGCUCCAGAAAGCUUCGCUUGCCUAGAGUGCCUUGGCACGGCUGGACACGAGGAUCUACCUUACGAAAUGUUUGGACUGGGUCCCAACUCUAAUGAUAAUGGCUACGAUAGGCCGCUUUCGGAGAUCUCCUAUGAGUCCUGCGAACCGAAUAACUAUGAGCUGCUUUCAGGCUCUUUGGCGCCUGGAUCUACAGUCGCUGGCGGAGGUCCAGGCUCAGCGGGCGGUGGUAAUCUAUCCAAGUUCCAUCGCAGCUAUUCAAUGGGCCAAGGCUGGGCGUCACUGGCCCAACAUAACCACCCGCCACAGCAGCACCAUCAGCAACAGCAACACAACCAGCAGCAACAGAUGCACCUGCAGCUCCAGCAACAUCAGCAGCCUCCCGUGGAGGGUCAACCGAAGGUCGUCUACAGGCGGAGAAACAAUUCCACUAGCGAAGGCGAUGGAUCCCUACUAAUUUGCUAUCCAUCGGAUCAUCUGCGUCGCCUGGUGCCGCACAAGCUGUUGGCCAGUGUGUCCGUUAUGCAGACCGUUGCCAGCGAAGGAACCAGCAAAGAUCAUUCAUCUGGCACGUUGGGCUUGGAUCAGUCGGCUGGACAAAAUGGUGGUGGCAAUCUAUUGCUCACCCGUCCUGCCAUGGCAUUCAUUACUCAAAAACACGAACUGGAUAGACUCAGGGCAGCCAUGCGAAGAAGCUUGCGGAUAGCUGCCUGUAGAAUAUAUGCCCUGCAAGCUCUUAACUGGCUCCUGAGAAGUGUCACCCAGGGUGUGUGCCUGCACGAUCUGAUGUGGUGGUUUGUCAGCUCACUGACUGCCACUGGAGGUCAUCAGCCAGAGGGCAGGGGCGAGGAAGCCGCCGAGCCGGCACUGGAACAUCCGGUGGCCUACACCCAAAUCAGCGGCAGAUUCGCCCAUCUAAUCACGCAAUCCUUACACGUGCUCCUGCAAUCAGUGGCAGAUCUUACUCUCCACUUGCCCCUCGGAUCACCCUUGCAACGGGUAGCCAUUCAGUGCUUUGGUAUCCGUUUCCGUCAGGCAGAUCACCAGUUCCUCCACAGUUCACAUGUAUUUGGUAACAUCUCGAAGAUACUGUCCAAGUCGGAUGAACAGAACGAUGCCAUGGCCGUUUCAACGCUCCUCAAGCCCGACUGCGAUGCAGAGCACAAUCAGGUACAUCCGGUAGCAACGGGAGGAUCAGGAGCAGGAGCUCGGCUCCUUUGCUAUACAGACCUGGCUGGAAUGUUUGAGGUAACAGUUUCCUCGCGUCCAGCCAUGGCGGAAUCCCUGACCGAUAACUCAACGGAGACCUUCUGGGAAAGCGACGAGGAGGAUCGCAAUAAGUGCAAGAUCAUCGAGCUGUCACUGACCAAGCUUAACUACGCCUGUCGCUAUCUGCUCGUCCACAUCGACAAUAGUCGAGAUAUUCAGAACAAGGUCCUCAACGUGGUUUUCUAUGCCGGCCAAUCGCUGGGCGAUACCAAUGUAAUCAAGUCGGCGGAUGUGGAUCCAAAGGCCUGCUCUUGGAUUUCUGCGAAGAUUUGCGAUGAUAGCUGCACGCAUUUCCGUUUGGAGCUUCAUGGACCGGAGAAUACAUUGCGUGUACGCCAAAUCAAGUUACUUGGCUUGCCAACGGGAGGAUCACAUGGUCUGGAGGAUCCCUCGGAUCACAAGCACCAGCAACAUCUGCGUUUGAGUCAUGCCUCUCGCAUCCAGCAGCAGAUUUGUGAGGCGGAAACUUUGAGAGUUUUCCGCUUGAUCACCGGUCAGGUGUUUGGCAAACUGAUAAGCAAUGUGGGUUCGGAUUUAGUGCCACCAGAUUCGGCGGGCAUAGGGCCACCAAGCAGUGGAGCAGCCAGUACUUCCUUGUUAGCCGAUUCUCUGGAUCUUAGGGAGCACAUGGUGGGAAUUCUGUUCUCGCGUAGUAAACUGUCCCAUCUGCAGAAGCAGGUCAUCGUACACAUUGUCCAUGCCAUUCGCAAGGAGGCGCAGCGGGCUAAGGAGGAUUGGGAGCUGGUCAAUCUGGCACAUGUCCUAAAGCAGCCACCCCAAUCUGUGCAAUCCGUGCCAGCCCCCGCUUCAGCCAGUAGUGAAAGUUCACCGGAAAGAAGUCGAGCUCCGGAUACCUAUUGCUUCGAGAUGCUCAGCAUGGUCUUGGCUCUGUCGGGCAGUGUGGUUGGUCGCUCGUAUCUCUCCCAGCAACAUGGCUUGCUAAGGGAUCUCUUGGGACUUCUGCACACCGGCAGUGAUCGAGUGCAGCGACAGGUUACGGCUUUGUUACGCCGUAUCCUUCCAGAAAUAUCACCCGAGAGCUUCGCUGAGUUACUGGGAGUACAGAGAUUACCACCAGCUGAUUAUAGUAUCGCCCAUCAGUCAGCCAGUGAUUUUGAUAUGAGUCGCCUGGGGCUGCUGGAUAUAUUCCUGGCCGUAAUUGCCAAGUCCCUGCAGUUGCAGGUGAAGGUAAAAACAACAGCAGCUUCUGCCGGAGGAUCUGGAUCUGGAGGCUCAUCGAGUGCUGGAGCUGCCCUCAAGGCGGGCCAGCAGGAAAAGACCCCGGCCUUUGUGAGACUCUGCAGUUCGCUGGAUCUUUCUGUGCAGCAGCUGAGAUCAAGACCGCCCACCGGUGAGCCUGGAGGACCUGAUCCCUUCCAGUUUGAGGUCGUGCCACCAAGGAAGGAAUCAAAACGAAAUCUUAACCAGCGGUGGUUCUUAAACGGAGUCAUCUCCACCAAACAGGCGGAGAGCAUUAUCGGUCUCAUUAGAGACUUGGCCAGCGGUAAGCUCAGCGAGAAGUGGUCACAGAUCACCAAGGCAGCUAUAGCUGAAUCUGUGUUGAAUCUUACCCGGCUGGAGGAGAUUUACCGCUCGCCAGAGCACUGCACCAAGACCUCAACAUUGUGGCUGGCAUUGGCCAGUCUGUGUGUCCUAGAGCGUGACCACGUAGAGAAACUGUCAUCCGGACAAUGGUCCAAGCUAUGCGAUACGCGUCCAUUGUGCAGCAACCAUGACGAUGGUGAAACGGCAGCCAUCAUCCAGUGCGAGACCUGUGGAUCUCUCUGCGGCGACUGCGAUCGUUUCCUGCAUCUGAAUCGGAAGACACGCUCCCACAAACGAACGGUUUGCAAAGAGGAGGAGGAGGCCAUUCGUGUGGAGCUGCAUGAAUCUUGUGGCCGAACCAAGCUCUUUUGGCUGCUGGCCUUGGCCGAUUCCAAGACCCUAAAAGCAAUGGUGGAGUUUCGCGACGGCAGCCACACGAUCAUUUCGGGUCCCCAGGAGGCGGUGGGCAGAUGUCGGUUCUGUGGCCUAACCGGCAACUCUGGUCUGUUGGAGAUCGGCAAUGUGUGUGCAGAUGCCCAAUGCCAGGAGUACGCCGCCAACUCUUGUCUAAAGACCAAGCCAUGUGGCCAUGCGUGUGGAGGAGUGACGGGCGAGAGAAAGUGCCUGCCCUGCCUGCAGCACGUGUGCCAUGCGCGCGAAAACGAACUGGCAGAAGAACUGAGGGAUCCCAAGCUUACUCAGGAUGCGGACGACAUGUGCAUGAUCUGUUUUGUGGAGGCAGUGUCUUGUGCUCCUUCGAUACAUCUGGAGUGCGGUCAUGUGUUUCACUAUCAUUGCUGCAAGGCAGUACUGGAGAAGCGCUGGAGCGGACCACGCAUCACCUUUGGCUUCUCUCUUUGCCCCAUCUGCAAGGCGGACAUCCAGCAUCCCUUGUUGGCAGACAUCCUGGAGCCUAUCAACGGACUGAAACAGGACGUCAAGCGCAAGGCUCUCAUGCGAAUCAAGUACGAGGGCGUGGUGAAGGACACGGAUAGCAAGGAUGUCAAUAUGACCCAGCUGGCGAUGGAUCGGUAUGCCUACUACGUCUGCUUCAAGUGCCAGAAGGCAUACUACGGCGGUGAGGCACGUUGUGAUGCGGAGAUUGGCGAAAAGUUCGAUCCAGAGGAGCUGGUCUGCGGCGGAUGUUCGGAUGUGGCCAGAGCACAGAUGUGUCCAAAGCAUGGAACUGACUUUCUGGAGUACAAAUGCCGCUACUGCUGUUCGGUGGCGGUGUUCUUUUGCUUUGGAACAACGCACUUCUGCGAUACCUGCCAUGACGAUUUCCAGCGACUAACCAAUAUACCGAAGGUCAAGUUGCCGCAGUGCCCGGCCGGACCGAAGGCCAAACAGCUGCUGGGCGACGAGUGCCCGCUGCACGUAAUGCAUCCGCCCACCGGUGAGGAAUUCGCCCUGGGAUGCGGCGUCUGUCGCAAUGCCCAAACAUUUUAGCCAGACACUUGGAAUGGACCGAAUGACGAAUGGAAAGCCCAACAUGAAUCAGACGACGAGGAAGAGGAUGAUGACGACGACGAGGAGUUGGUACCGGAUAUGUGGGCGAGCGUUUGGUCUCAGUCGGACGACUCCCGGACAUAUUUAUAAAGAUCUAAAAGCCCCCAGAAAAUCCAAGACCCAGUACACUCCCGUGGAAAAAAAGGAUCUUUCAUUCCUUAGAUAUUAAUUCACUCAUCGGAAUGGAAAACGAAAAUGGAUAGAUAUUUUCUAGGAUAGCUGAUAUUUGAACGAUGGAUAUUGGAUUACAGAUUAGCAAAUAGCAAAUAGCGUUUAGCAUAUUUUACCCCAGGCAAUAUUAUUUUGUAACACACUCGACGAAAUCAAAGCGAAUCUCCUCCCAUUUAAUGAUCAAAAAGAAAAAUCUCACUAUUUAUUUAAUGUACAAUUCGGCGGAGUCGAGCGAGCGAGUGGGAGAGAGGGAGAACGAGUGCGGGAGAGAGCACGAGAAGUGUGUACAUAAAUCCUCCUGCCCCCUGACCACUGAUCUCUAUGACCUCCUCCUGUCACAAGUCCCUCGUCCUCGUCCCCCUGUCCUCGGCCCUCAACCUCCUCUAACUCCUCCUCCAUCUCCUCACCCUCACUCCAGCAAAAAUCACAUUAUGCUACAUUUAUAUAUAUAUUUGCAAAUAACUAAAUUAUAUAUAUAUAUAUUUAUUAUGAAUGCGACG